Hemicordylus capensis (graceful crag lizard) is the source of this 2849-nucleotide messenger RNA. RefSeq names its product major facilitator superfamily domain containing 6 like (gene MFSD6L). Bases 244 to 2238 code for a protein of 664 amino acids. Lineage: Eukaryota; Metazoa; Chordata; Lepidosauria; Squamata; Cordylidae. The transcript has 2 exons. The record is from RefSeq and is a predicted model, not a curated record. Gene Ontology annotation, cellular component: membrane.
GCUCCCGUGAGCGCCAGGGAGGCCGGCGGGGGCUGCGGCUGCGGCUGCUAUGGCAACCGCCCUAAGGUGCUGGGGGAAGAGGGUGGGCGGCUUGUUCCCAGGCCCCACCACGUGCUGCCGGGUGGCGAGAGAGUAAGGAGGGCGUCGGCCGGGUUGGUCCCGCUCCGUUUCUGUCGCGGGAGGAGAGACCAGGUUCUGAAUCUGAAGGCCGAGGGGGCGCCCCUACCCAAGAGGACUCCAGCGAUGCCUUUUCAACAGCGGCCCGUGACCCAACUGGGAAUCAAGCCUGCAUCUGAAGCCAUGAGUACAAACAACCAAUGGGAUGUGAAUAAAGCACUGACCCUUGCUAGCCUCUUCCAUUUUCUUUAUGGUGCAGGAAAUGCCUGCACAGUUCCAUUUUUAACUCUAUACUUUCGGCAGCUGGGACUAACGGCACCAUUAGUAGGGAUUAUAAUAGGACUCAAACAUUUAAUCACUUCCCUUUGGGCCCCGCUAUGCUCCUACCUAGCAAAAACCCACAAUAAAAGGAAAGCUCUCAUCACGGGAUCUUUGCUGUGUUCCGUUGGAGCAGGUUUGCUUCUUACUCUUGUCCCACCACUGAGCAAAGACAUUGUCUAUAAAUAUUGUAACAUGAGCCAGCACGCAGGGAAACUACUAACUGCAACCCAUGUGCCUGAUAUAAGCAUAAAUAGUCUGAGUACAAUUAAUCCCAACCCUUCAACGGAUGACAAAAUCCUAUCCACUGGAUCACUUGGAGUGUCCUUUAAGAACUUGGUGACUACUGGAAAACCAACAGCAACGUCUAUGCCAUUCAAAAUGUUUUCCUCUAUAAAUACGCCUUCUGUGAUAAACAGUGGAGUCAAUGACAUUGAUAUAGCUAAACAGCAAAUCACAGCUAGCUCUUCUGGCAUGACAUCUGCUUCUGGGAAAGAAGUUGUAUCAGUGGAAGAAAUGUUAGAGUCACCUACUGUGAAUGGGCCCGUGAAGGCAAGCAGAAGCCCAACUAUUGACAUCAUGAACAUCAGUGAGAACUCUGAGGAAAACGGCUCCUUAAAUAGUCACUUUACAUUUCACACAUCCUCAGUAACCUUUACAAAAACACCCUAUGCUUUGAAAAACCUGUCAGGCCGCUGGGAAAGAGCACAGGACGUAAGCUCUCAGUUACUACAAGGUACUGACUUCUUGGACAGUGAGCACCAGGUCUUUCUCAUGGUGCUAGGUGCUGUUGUGCUUUGGGAGCUCUUGGCUGCACCUCUUGGGUGGAUGGUUGAUGACAGCCUCUACGAGUACCUUGACUUUGUUGAUGCUGCGGAUAAAUACGGGAACCUUUGGAUUUGGAGUUACUUGGGAGCAUCUGUGGGUGUCUGUAGUAUCACAGUAUUUGUGGGUCAGCUGAACUGUUUCUUGAGCACAAAUAUCCCACGGUUUGCUGUGCAUUUUUAUGGCUAUGCCUUGUUGAUAACUUUAUCAUUACUUGUUAGUAUCUCCUUUCCUAUCCACCUCUCCAAAAAAAAUGAACAUGUCAAUAAAACAGUCAAAGCCUUGAACCUCAUUGGCAGUGAUGGCCGAACAAUCCUGUCGGCUGUCACUGUCUUCCUCACGGGAGCCAUAGGAUCAACUGUGCAGAAUUUUCUCUUCUGGCUAAUGCAAGACCAAGGCAGUAGUGAGUUAUUCAUGGGCCUCUCGGUGGCCAUUGGACUGAUUGCUGAAAUUCUACUCUACAUCUUCAAAAGCAGGUUACUAAGGGCUCUCUCGAGUGGUGGCACAGUUGCUUUGAGCUUAAGCUCUUUGGCAGCACAGCUGCUCUACUAUUCAUUUCUAUGGAACGCUUGGGCAGUUCUGCCAAUCCAGAUUUUCUGUGCCUUCAGCAAUGGUGCCUUGUGGUGGGCUGUGAACAUGCUGGCAGAUGAUAUUGCCACGCCUGGCACAGAGAGGUCUUUGCAUCUUGUCCUUCAGGGCCUCUCUUAUGGAUGUGGAGCCAGUCUGGGCAGCUUUGCAGGGGGAUUUGUUGUGAACAGCUUUGGCCUGGCUGUGCUCUACAGGGCAUGUUCCAUAACUUUAAUUCUCUGGUUAAUCUUGUUCCUGAUUGUCCAAUCCAAGCUGCCACGGCAGAAAAAAAUUAAUUAUUCCCGUCUCCUAGCUGCAGAUUCCAGUGAUGUGAGUGACUCUGAUGAUGACAAGGAAAGGGACUGGCUUGUGAAAGCUAUGAAAGAUGAGAACUUCACAAGGAAUUGGUAACAGUCUUGCAUUUCAUCAGUCUGUGGGCCAAAGAACAGACUUUGCAGAAAUGGCAUGAAGUCAUUAGAAACAAUGCACAUGGAAGUUCUGAGGAACCCUUCUAAGAGCAGUAUGGUUUACAGUGUACAUAUCUGCUGGGAAAGCAACUAUAAAGAUUUUAUAAAUAUGUUAUUUUUUAUGAUUGAUGUAAAUAUUUGUAGAAAUUAUAUGUUUUCUAAAAUUUGAGUUUUCAAGAUUCAGGGGAAAGGGUUUCAAAACAUUUCUGCUGAAAUCAAUGUAGUUUUAACUUUCCAGAUUAAGACAAAUUUGGUUGUAGUUCAUAGCACUUAAAUCACUUUUUAAAAUACCCUGGAUUGGGCAGGGACUGUUCAGGAAGACCAUGUUUUGAUUGCUUUUACCAAUCCAAUCAUAUUUAUGGAUAUUGGAGCACUUUUCAGAAAUGGGCUGGGAUUUUGGAGUGAAAUUACUUAGGAGUCUAUGUAGGUUUUAUUGCUGGCAAAUCACCCAGCUUCCUUUUGAACAAUAUUUUUAAAGUGAUCCUAUAAUAUACUGAUGUGUCUGUGAGUUUUGGUUUUUACACACUGAAGCCUUUUAAAAAUAUAUAUAAAUCA